Messenger RNA from Botrytis porri, 333 nucleotides. RefSeq lists its product as uncharacterized. The transcript is spliced from 4 exons. The coding region runs from base 1 to 333 and encodes 110 amino acids. The record is from RefSeq and is a predicted model, not a curated record. NCBI's taxonomy places the organism in Eukaryota, Fungi, Ascomycota, Leotiomycetes, Helotiales, Sclerotiniaceae.
AUGCGUGCCGCUCUCCAUUCCGGCGCCGAUCCAAACGCACUCGACAAAGUCCGACGCCCCGAACAGAGUAUGGAACGACCGCUCCAUUACGCCACCGAUGUUACGCACUUUGAUUUUAUGCCUCGAUAUGAGAAUUUACCUAUUUUGGAGUUGUUGGAGUUUGGGGCUGAUCCAAGAAUGAAGGGGAUGGCGGAAACUAGAGAAUCGCCGUUGCGGGAGCGAUAUGAAGUUUUUAAUGCGGCUUUGGUAGUGAUUGAGGAGAAAGUUAAUGAGUUGGAAGUUAAUGAGGCUAAGAAAGCGGCGUCGUGGACGGACUCGUGUCAGGUCAGUUGA